Molecule: messenger RNA, 1728 nt
Organism: Sorex araneus (European shrew)
Lineage: Eukaryota; Metazoa; Chordata; Mammalia; Eulipotyphla; Soricidae
Gene: XRCC4
Product: X-ray repair cross complementing 4
Exons: 9
Coding region: 60-1025 (321 amino acids)
Biological process (GO): positive regulation of ligase activity; immunoglobulin V(D)J recombination; response to X-ray
Cellular component (GO): DNA-dependent protein kinase-DNA ligase 4 complex; nucleus; DNA ligase IV complex
Molecular function (GO): DNA binding
Source: RefSeq, a predicted model, not a curated record
GCCGGGGAAGCGCGCCUUUUGGAGGAGACCGGAAGUGAAGUGGCUGAGAGGUACCAGAAAUGGAGAAAAAAGUAAGCAGGAUCCGUUUUGCUUCUGAACCCAACAUCACUCAUUUUCUACAAGUCACUUGGGAGAAAACACUAGGAUCUGGUUUUCUCAUUACACUCACUGAUGGCCAGUCAGUUUGGACUGGGACAGUUUCUGAAUCACAGAUUUCCCAAGAAGCUGAGGACAUGGCAAUGGAAAAAGAGAAAUAUGUUGAUGAAUUGAGAAAAGCACUGGUGUCACAACCAGGACCAGCUGACACAUACAAGUUCAAUUUUUCUAAAGAGCUUUGCAAUUUCUCCUUUGAGAAAAACCUUAAAGAUGUUUCAUUCAGACUUGGUUCCUUUGACGUAGAAAAAGUUGCAAGCCCAGCUGAUGUCAUUAGAGGACUUAUUUGUGAUUGCCUGGACACCAUCGCAGAAAAUCAAGCCAAAAAUGAGCACCUGCAGAAAGAAAAUGAAAGGCUUCUGAGAGAUUGGAAUGACGUUCAAAGUCGAUUUGAAAAAUGUGUGAAUGCUAAGGAAACUGUGGAGAAUGAUCUUUAUACACGAUUUAUUCUUGUACUAAAUGAGAAGAAAGCCAAAAUCAGAAGCUUACAUAAAUUGUUAAAUGAAAUUCAAGAACUAGAAAAAAACAUCGAACAUAAAAGGGAAACUGCUACAGGUGGUCAGAUGAAUGCAGACAUGGAAGCAAUUUAUGAUGAAAGUACUGAUGAGGAAAUAGAAAACGUGCCUGAUUCCUCUAUGUUGACUUCAGCUAAAAGUGAUGAUUCCGUUAUUUUUAGUCCUGAUAUUACUGAUAUUGCACCAAGUAGAAAAAGGAGGUAUCGGAUGCAUGAAAAUCUUGGAAUAGAACCAAACGUUGCUUCUCAGGAACAACAACUUCAAGAAAAAGAAAAACAUUCUGGCUUCCUGCUCCUGGAUCAUUCCUCAUUGCUCAUGCCAUUGAUUGAACCUUGGUCAGCUACAUGUAAGGCUUGAUACUCCACUACCUGAGACAUUGGAAAAGCACAGCUCGGAUGAAAACCUGUCUUUAGAAACUCUAAAAAACACCAGUUCAGAAGACCUCUUUGAUGAGAUUUAACUGUCUCAGAAAAGCACUUUGAUGUUCACUAGACUGUGUUUUCUAUUCAUUUCUUUAAACUGAAAAAGCAAACUUUCAAUUUAACAGCAGCUUUUACUACACCUUACUAUUUAAUUACAUAUACACUGAGUUGAGACCAUUGUGCUAAAUGGAUUAAAAUGUAUAUGAAGAUAUGAUUUGAUGACAGUGGUAACAUUAUUCUAAACUAUUCAUUCAGCAUGCCUAUAAUUAUCUAAAAUUUCAAACUUUGUUGCCUGGGAUACAUUUAUCUUACUCAGUUCAUAUGUAUUUUACAUGGUAGCUGUCUAACAUCUUAUCUAGAAAGAUUUUGCAAACAGUACAAAGGAAAUGUUUAUGCUUCUCUUUUGAAUAGUCAUGUCUUGAACAGUAAUGUUUCAUCAUUUAAAGUUGAGUAUAUAAAAUCAGGUGUAUGAAAUAUAUUUGUGUGUGUACACAGUCUGAAAAUCUUCUGAUAAAAUAUGUGUUGCACCGAAGAUUUUGUGUUCUUAUUAAAACAUUUACCUUAACAUUUAAUAUAAUAAUACAUCUUGGUACAGUCUUUAUAGUUGUGUAAUUCCCUAUUGUGUACAGAAACUUUUU